This is a messenger RNA of Lizanozyma spartinae, 1134 nucleotides long. RefSeq names its product Dao2p (gene DAO2). NCBI's taxonomy places the organism in Eukaryota, Fungi, Ascomycota, Pichiomycetes, Serinales, Debaryomycetaceae. The record is from RefSeq and is a predicted model, not a curated record. Gene Ontology annotation, molecular function: D-amino-acid oxidase activity; FAD binding. Bases 1 to 1134 code for a protein of 377 amino acids. The transcript has a single exon.
AUGCAUACUCCUUCAUUAAAAGUCACUAUAAACAAUAUUAUGUCUUCUAAAGAUCCAUUACAAAUAGUUAUAGUUGGCGGAGGGAUACUUGGACUCUCGGCUGCUCUUGUCAUUAGCGAGAAGCUUCGGAUAAACCAUCAAAUAAGUGUUAUUGCGGAAUAUCUCCCCACUGGAGACUCGUACACAGCUGAGUUCACAUCGGCUUGGGCAGGAGCUCAUUUUCGUCCUUUCCCCAGUAGAGAUGGCAAUGAUGAACGUAUGAUGCAAUUGACACGGAUAACUCAGUGUUAUUUCCGUCAGUUGGCACUAGUGGCUCCGAACCUGACCAUCAAGUUCAUCCGAGCGGAAGAAUACCUUGAGAACCCUGAUCACUACUACACCGAAACUAAAUAUGGAUAUAGUGAAGAAAUGAGUGAAUUUGAAGUCCUUGACUUGAAUAAGGCUCCACAUGCGUUUGCUGAAGAUGCUUGGGGAACGAAAUACGAGGCCUGGGUUCUUGAUGCUCCUAUGUACCUCAAUUAUCUUUACAGACUAUUGCGGAAUCGCUACGGAGUAACUUUUAUCCGAUCCAAACUUGCAUCAUUAAAACAGGUCACGGAACAUAUUACGGGAACGCAGGUAAUUAUCAAUUGUUCCGGGAUGGGUCUUCAAUAUGAUGGAGGUUAUGACGAAACUUGUUUCCCAAUUCGGGGUCAAACUUUAUUAGUGUCUCCUCCAGCAAACCUCAAGGAAGAAGUUACUAUCACCAGACAACAUAGUAAUGGCAUGUGGACAUUUUGUAUUCCCAGACCUAACAACGGGGGUUGGAUAGUUGGAGGAACAAAGCAGGUCGGGGAAACUGAUCCUUUGCCUCGGGAAGAAGAUACAAAGGCUUUAAUUGAACGCGGAUCAAAGUUUUUCCCCUUUCUUCUAAAGUCGGAUAAUCAGGGCAACAAGAACCUCGAUAUUAUCAGGAUCAAUGUUGGAUUUAGGCCUGCUCGGAAGAAUGGAUUACAUUUAUCAUUGGAUCAAUCACACGAUAUACCUGUCAUCCAUAAUUACGGAGCUGGAGGCAUGGGUUACGAAUUAAGUUAUGGUGCUGCUACCAAAGUUUAUGAAUUAUUGGGGACAUUGUUACAUCAAUCAAAGUUGUGA